Messenger RNA from Arachis ipaensis, 701 nucleotides. NCBI's taxonomy places the organism in Eukaryota, Viridiplantae, Streptophyta, Magnoliopsida, Fabales, Fabaceae. The record is from RefSeq and is a predicted model, not a curated record.
AAUACUUACCUUCAAUUUUUGCAAUCAUCAAAAAUUACAAAAAUGAAAAUUUGGAUAGUGGUAAUAAAGUUUAUAAGUGUAGUUCCAUUGCUUUUAAUGGCACAAAACUAUCCAGAAGACUAUCUUAAAGUUCACAACGAUGCACGUGCAAGUGUUGGAGUCCAUCCAUUGGAGUGGAACAACAAAAUGGAAGAUCUUGCUCGUGCAUUCGUGAAUGAUCGCGCUGAAAGCUGUAAACUAAACCCAACUGGUUGGAGUAAGGUAUAUGGCCGAAUUUCUAUACAAAAUUCGCGACCUAUUACUGGAGCAGAUGCUGUGGCUCGUUGGUUGAAAACGAAAAAUAAAUAUAAUUACAAAUCCAACUCUUGUACUGAUAAGAAGAAUUAUACUUGCGUUCCUUAUGUUCAAAUUGUUUGGGGUGGAACUAUUGCGCUAGGUUGCGCCAGAGUCAGAUGUUAUGAUAUUAAAAAAGAAGAAGAAGCAGCAGAAGAUGAGGAGGAGAAAGUGAAAGAGUUCUGAAUUAUGCACAUAAGGUGUACUUCAACGAAUUUUGGGUGUAUUUCUUAAAUCAUUGGGUGUAAUUUUGUAAUCCUUUUGGUGUAUUUCUGUAAUCCUUUGGGUGUAUUUCUAUAAUCGUUUGGGUGAAUUCCUAUAACCGUUUGGGUGUAUUUUUGUAAUCCUUUGGGUGUAUUUCUGUAAUC